AUGAGCUUGACGACAGCUUCUGCAGGCGUCGCAGUGGCGGCGCCGGCGUCCGCUCCUGUGUCGGCAGCUGGUCAUCUCCUGAAGUUGGAGCGUCUUGGCGUGGCAGCCCAGCAGAGCGAGCAAAAAGAGCAGAAAGAGCACAAGGAACACAAGGAGCCAAACGAGCACAGCCAUCACAACCACAACCACAGCCAUCAUCACCACCGGCACCACCACUCCUCCGGGGCUAAGCACACCUUUAUCCGUCCGACGAAGCGUAUUUUUGACGGUCCCGACGUUGCUCGCUUUCUCGUCUCGACCGCCUAUCGCGAUCUCGGCCUCUUUAUCCUGCAGCUGAACCAUGCGAUGUGUCCGCGCGCAACGACCCAGACAAUUCCGACCGCCGCCUCGACCACCGUCUUCACGCUGCAGCAGCCGCGCGCGGAUCCGCCGUCGGUCUGCCGGCUACAGCAGCUGCUGGGCCGCCUUGACGCGCUCAUCGACCAGGCGCCGCCCGAUCCGGGUCCACGGCGUUUUGGCAACGCCAGCUUCCGGACGUGGCACCGGCUUCUGGCCGAGCAGGCCGACGGACUGCUACAAGAACUUGUGGGGGUGGGCGGACAGACCGACCAGACCGACCAGACCGACCAGGCCACGGCCAUGGACGAAGUCGCCGCCUACUUUCUCGGCAGCUUUGGCAGCGCGCAGCGGCUCGACUACGGCACCGGCCACGAGCUCAGCUUUCUCGCCUUCCUCGGCUCCCUCUGGAAGCUGGGCGUCUCUAGCUACCUCCGGGUCGUCCGCCGACUCAUCCUCACCUACACGCUCGAGCCGGCCGGCUCCCACGGCGUCUGGGGUCUCGACGACCACUUCUUCCUGCCAUACAUCUUCGGGUCGGCCCAGCUGACACGCCCCAUCGCCGCGGCCACGGCUGCCAGCACGCCCAUGCCGCAGGAAGGCUCGGCGCCGGGUGCACCCAAGCCGGCCGAUGUGCUGCGGCCGGCAACCGUGGCCGUACAGCGCCAACAAAACCUCUACUUUGCCGCCGUCGGCUUCAUCGACGACGUCAAGACCGGCCCCUUUUGGGAACACAGCCCGAUCCUCUUUGACGUCUCCGGCAUCGCCGACGGCUGGGGCAAGAUCAACAAGGGCAUGAUCAAAAUGUACAACGCCGAGGUGCUCUCCAAGUUCCCCGUCGUCCAGCACUUUGCCUUUGGCUCGCUCUUCGCCUGGACCGCCGACCCCGACGCCGAGACACCCCAGCACUCCGUCCACAUGGCCAGCCAGCCAGCCACUGCUUCCACCGCCACCGCUACCGCUACCGCCACAGCCUCGGCCACCAACACCAACGCUGCCGCCGCUGCUACUGCUGCUCCCUGGGCCCAGGCUACUCGCAUGCCCGGCACCCUUGGCUUGCCCGGCCCCGGCAUCCCCUACUCUCGCGUGCCAGCCAGGCCAGGCCUGCCAUCGCGGCCAGGCUCCUCUGCCACAGCCACACCCACAUCCCAGGACGGAGGCUCGACAGCAGCACAGAUCGGCCUGACGAGAGCUCCCUGGGCCAAGUAG
Grosmannia clavigera kw1407 is the source of this 1545-nucleotide messenger RNA. RefSeq names its product phosphotyrosyl phosphatase activator. The transcript is spliced from 2 exons. Gene Ontology annotation, biological process: mitotic spindle organization. NCBI's taxonomy places the organism in Eukaryota, Fungi, Ascomycota, Sordariomycetes, Ophiostomatales, Ophiostomataceae. Gene Ontology annotation, cellular component: protein phosphatase type 2A complex; cytoplasm; nucleus. Gene Ontology annotation, molecular function: protein tyrosine phosphatase activator activity; peptidyl-prolyl cis-trans isomerase activity. The record is from RefSeq and is a predicted model, not a curated record. The coding region runs from base 1 to 1545 and encodes 514 amino acids.